This is a messenger RNA of Exophiala mesophila, 1953 nucleotides long. RefSeq lists its product as uncharacterized. The transcript has a single exon. Gene Ontology annotation, molecular function: oxidoreductase activity. The record is from RefSeq and is a predicted model, not a curated record. Bases 271 to 1755 code for a protein of 494 amino acids. Lineage: Eukaryota; Fungi; Ascomycota; Eurotiomycetes; Chaetothyriales; Herpotrichiellaceae.
CUCAUUCCGUUGCUAACCGUGAGAGUAUGCCGUCCCUCAAAAGAAAUCAAGCUUCAUGCGAGCGGUUGGAAGGCCGGCGCCUUAACCACCCCCCCAAUCCUUACCCCAUAGUCCGUGUCCUCGUCCACCACUUACAGUCAACCAAUUUCACAUUGCAAUGAUUCAAUGCAAUCUAGGACUCGAAUUGUCAACCUCAAGACAGAUACAUCACAACACAGAGCGAAGUGUUGAUGAUCUGACCUCUCCUUCUUUCGCCUCGCCCCAAUCACCAUGUCACCCUCUAUUUCCGUGACCGAGAUCAUCAAGCACAACACUCCGUCCUCAGCAUGGAUCGUCAUUGAUAACAUUGUCUGGGAUGUGACCGAGUUCGCCCCAAAUCAUCCUGGCGGUGUCGAUGUAAUACUCGAGUACCUCGGCCAAGAUGCAAGCAUAGCAUACAAUGAAGUGCAUGCGCCAUCACUUGUGUCGAGGCAUCUCUCUCCUGACAAGCGAAUAGGUCAGGUCGAUCAGUCCAGCAUCACCGAUGAAUGGAGAGCGCAAUUCCAAUCAGCCGAGACUGUUGAGGGAACCACUGCAAACAGCGACACUACGGGGCCUCCGCCUCUAGAGGCUAUCUUGAACAUGUACGAUUUCGAAGAUGCUGCCAAAGCCACAGUAUCUGCCAAAACUUGGGCGUACUACUCCGGCGCCGCCAACGACAGCCUCUCGUACGCUGCCAACAUAGACUGGUACCGCAAGAUCUGGUUUCGCCCUCGAGUUCUCACAGGUGUCAAGGAUGUCGACACCACGACUACCAUUCUCGGCCAAAAGUAUAGCAUGCCCAUCUUUUCCUCUCCUGCGUCUUUGGCCAAACUAUCUCAUCCAGAUGGGGAAUUGGCCAUGGCCCGUGGGGCUGUCGCCAAAGGCACCACCAUCUGCGUGUGCAAUGGUGCGAGUUACUCGCUACGCGAGAUCACUGAAGUCAUGCCUGACAACUAUCCAAAGUUCUAUCAGUUGUACUUCAAUAAAGACCGUCGGGUGACAAAGAAGCUCAUGAAAGAAGUCAUCAGUCUCAAGCCCCGAGCGAUUCUAGCAACAGUCGACUUGCCCGUCGUCGGCAAGAGGGAGGCGGACGAACGAAUCAAGAUUGAUGCAAGCUACAAGCCCCGAAAACACCUUCAAGUCACGGUCUUGCCAACGGACAAUAAAGGCACAGGGCUCGCUCGUGCCACCGGCAGCUUCAUUGAUCCUGAUGUCAAGUGGGAAGAUAUCAGAUGGUUAAUCAACUUGUCCGACAUUCCUGUCUUUAUCAAAGGUGUUCAGUGUGCAGCUGAUGCCAAAAAGGCGUUGGAAGUUGGCUGUAAGGGGAUCUACAUUUCCAACCACGGCGGUCGUGCGGUCGAUACCGCGCCCCCAAGUAUCCUGACUCUAUUGGAGAUUCAGGCCAAUUGCCCAGAAGUUCUUGAGGAAAUGGAGGUGUUCAUCGACGGUGGUGUUCGGAGAGGUACUGAUGUAUUGAAGGCAAUCUGUCUGGGAGCAAGUGCCGUAUGUCUCGGUCGGCCGUUUCUACACGCCCUCACCUAUGGCCAGGCCGGGAUGGAAAAGGCACUGGAGAUUCUGCAAGAUGAGUUGGCGACAGCCAUGCAAAUGGUGGGUAUCACACGACUGGACCAGGCGCAUCCAGGACUUUUGAACACGGCCGAGAUUGAUCGGUACGUCAUCCGAGGCGAUGCCCAUCCAUGGGCAAGGAAGGUGGUGCGGAAGGUAAAGUUGUGACAAGAUAUGAGAGCUUGCCCCAGUCCAAAAGAGAAAACAUCAUGCAUUUGGUGCUGGUGGUGAAAGAAUCUGGAUCUGUAUGCAACUAGACAUUGCGGGGACCGUCAUACUUGCAACUCUACCUAAACUAUCAGAUAUGAUCAUGACUAUCGCUAGCCUCUCACAUGCCAUUGCCAAUCAUUCAGCGUGAAAUUCCAC